Dreissena polymorpha is the source of this 1718-nucleotide messenger RNA. RefSeq lists its product as uncharacterized. The record is from RefSeq and is a predicted model, not a curated record. Bases 138 to 1595 code for a protein of 485 amino acids. The transcript has 3 exons. Lineage: Eukaryota; Metazoa; Mollusca; Bivalvia; Myida; Dreissenidae.
AACACCACCGUGACGUCACGCGCACCUGCUAAUAGAAUGUAAACAGCGCUGGUGGGCAAAAGACCGAUAAUCGCCAUAUUGGUUUUCCUUCAUAACAGUACAACUGAUAUUCAGAUUCUUUCAAUUAUUUUUUUGAAAUGGUCCAAUCUUGUGUGGUCGUAGGUUGUACAAAUCGAUGGGAAAAGGGGAGUAGACUUUCGUGGCAUCGUAUCCCAAGCAAAAAUGACCAAGAAAGAAGAAAUAAUUGGCUCUCGUCUAUCAACAGAAAAAACUGGCAGCCAAACAAUCAAGAUCGCGUUUGUGGAAAUCACUUUCUGUCAGGCUGUGCUAGCCACAACAAAGAUGAUCCCGAUUACGUGCCAACAUUGAACAUGGGAUACGAAUUAAUGACAACAUCAACACCUGUUGUUAAAGUUGGACGCUAUGAAAGGGCAACAUCAAGGCGAAGAAAAAGGCUUGCCAUGGAGCUUGAUGAGAAUGAACGGCGGUCUGCUGCUUCUACUCUGCUCGAUCUGUCUACACAUUGUGAUGCUGAUAUAGAAAAUAGUCCCCCCGGAGACAGCAACAAUGACACUGAUGUCUUUCAUAUCAAGAAGGAGCUUGAGAACUGCAGACUUCAGCUUGCAGAAACGAGAUUAAACGAGAGGUUACUGAUCAACGAACUUGGUCGUCUCCAAGAAGAAAACUCCUCUUUACGUACCGAAGUUCAGAGUUCGUUUGGUAUAAGUUUUCUUCAGGAAGAUAGGUCUGUGUCUGACAAGAGAACCAGUUUCUAUACUGGUGUGCCAAAUUUAGCAACAUUGCUGUGGAUAGUGUCCUUUGUGCAGUCAGCUCUGCCAGACUUCUCAUCAUUGAACUCACAGGCAGAUGCAGUCAUUAUUGUUUUAAUGAAAUUCAAGCUGAAUUUGCAAAACUUUGACCUUGCCAUUAGAUUUAGAAUAUCAGAAUCAACUGUGUCUAAUGUGCUAAAUAGAACAAUUCCAAUAUUAGCUGAAAAAUUGAAAUUCUUGAUUCAUUGGCCGGACAAAAAAGAUGUACUUAGAACUUUACCCCAAGUAUUCAAGCCAAAGUACAGAAACGCUAGGACAAUUAUUGAUUGUACGGAAAUUUUCAUUGAACGACCAGGGAAUUUAACGGCACGUGCAGCUACAUGGUCUAAUUACAAACAUCAUAAUACAUUGAAGUACCUGGUAGCAAUAACACCAUUGGGCUCUAUAUCAUUCGUUUCAAAAGCAUUUGGAGGACGGACGUCAGACAAAGUUGUGACAUUGAGGAGUGGUUUCUUAGAUUUGCUUGAAUAUGGUGAUUUGGUAUUAGCGGAUAGGGGUUUCCUGAUAGGCGAGGAAAUUGCAGCACGUAAUUGCUUUCUUUCAAUUCCUGCCUUUACCCGAGGACAGGCACAACUAACCCAGCAACAAGUGGAGACCAGCAGAAGUAUUGCCAGGGUUCGAAUCCAUGUUGAACGAGCAAUUGGUAGACUUAAAAACUUUAAAAUUUUGAGUACUCAGAUGUCAUUAAGUAUGGUGCCACAUUCUGACAGUGUUCUCACUAUUUGUGCUGCAAUUUGCAACUUUCAAUCAAAAUUAGUGAAGUAGAUGUUUGAAAAAUGAAAUAUACAUGCAGCAGUUGAAAAUGUAUUGACAUUUAUGGACAGUGGUGUUUACUAUAAGUAACAAAAUGUACAUAAAUUGAAGUGAAAAUAAAAAACAUACACUUAU